Molecule: messenger RNA, 523 nt
Organism: Paraphaeosphaeria sporulosa
Lineage: Eukaryota; Fungi; Ascomycota; Dothideomycetes; Pleosporales; Didymosphaeriaceae
Exons: 3
Coding region: 54-368 (104 amino acids)
Molecular function (GO): oxidoreductase activity
Source: RefSeq, a predicted model, not a curated record
UACAAGCAGAAAACUAUCAUUGCGCGCCGGAAAGCUUUAUCACAACAUCCAAAAUGCCCGCCCACGUCUCCGUCCUCUACCCGCGCAAGGCGAAGUUCAACAUGGACUACUAUCUCGCGACACACAUGCCGCUCGUCACAAAGCAUUGGACGCAGCACGGUCUCAAGAAGUACACCGUGACGCAAUAUGACGACCCCGAAUCCCCCUACAGCGUAGGCUGCGUGCUCGAGUUCGAGAGCCUCGAGGAGUUCAAGAAGGCGGGCGCUGCGCCCGAGGCCAAAGAAGUAUUUGCUGACAUUGACAACUUCUCCAACGAGAAGCCCUCCAUCGUCGCAGGGGAGGUCAAGGAAGCCAAAUCGACGUCGUAGGCGUGGUGCGGAGUUAAGGUGGGGAUUGAAUGGAGGGGUAGGAAAGUGAGGGGUUGCCGAGGCUUCUUCUCUGCGGCGAAGCCAAAUGCGGCGUGUCUAAACGUCUUACUGUAGCACUCACGAUGGCAAUGACUAUGCGAUGUUGACUCCUCCAU